AUGUUCAAAAGAUACUUCAGCUCCUCCAUGGCCAUGAAAUCCACCACGCCAAUAAAUACAACCCCGCGCCAUUUGGUGAGCAUUUCGCAGCUCUCAGCUGAGGAAUUCAGUGCCUUGGUUACCAAGGCUCAACACUUCAAAAACGUUGUCAGAUCGGGCGACUCGGCCGAAAUCAAGAAGAACCACGACAAGUUGCUUGGCAAGCUUGUGGCGCUUUUGUUUUCGAAAAGAUCCACCAGAACCAGAAUCUCGUCCGAGGGCGCUGCUGCUCAUUUUGGUGCCCAGCCCAUGUUCUUGGGAAAAGACGACAUUCAGCUUGGCGUCAAUGAGUCCAUGUACGACACUACCAAGGUUAUCUCUCUGAUGACAUCGUGUGUUUUUGCACGUGUCAACAAACACCUGGAGAUCCAGGAAUUGUGCAAGCACUCAUCGGUGCCCAUCAUCAACUCUUUAUGUGACAUGUACCACCCGCUCCAGGCCAUUGCCGAUGUGCUCAGUAUCAAGGAGGCUUUUGGCAAGACCCAAGGCCUCAAAUUGGCGUGGAUCGGAGACGCCAACAACGUGAUCAACGACUUGGCAAUCGCCGCGUUGAAGGUCGGGAUUUCCGUUUCCGUUCUGGUGCCUGCCUCAGUCACGUUCGAGCCUUCCAUCGUGGGUGAGGCCGAGAAAAUCGUUUCCGAAAGCAGUGGUGCGGUGAGUUUCGAGGUCGUGAAUGAACCUCUCAAAGCUUUGAAAGACGCCAAUGUCAUUGUUACGGAUACGUGGAUUUCCAUGGGCCAGGAAUCUGAGAAGGCUGAGAAGUUGAAGCAAUUUGCCGGAUACCAGAUCACCCAACAGAUGCUCCAUGACGGACAGGUGAACGAGAACUGGAAAUUCAUGCAUUGCUUGCCAAGACACGCCGAGGAAGUCGCGGACGACGUCUUCUACUGUGACAACUCCAUAGUUUUUGAGGAAGCCGAGAACAGAUUAUACGCCGCCAUGGCGGUCAUUGAAGCUUUUGUCGUCAACAAGGGUGACUUGCUUAAAUAG
Molecule: messenger RNA, 1029 nt
Organism: Metschnikowia bicuspidata var. bicuspidata NRRL YB-4993
Lineage: Eukaryota; Fungi; Ascomycota; Pichiomycetes; Serinales; Metschnikowiaceae
Gene: ARG3
Product: ornithine carbamoyltransferase
Exons: 1
Coding region: 1-1029 (342 amino acids)
Biological process (GO): L-citrulline biosynthetic process
Cellular component (GO): mitochondrion
Molecular function (GO): amino acid binding; ornithine carbamoyltransferase activity
Source: RefSeq, a predicted model, not a curated record